AUGAAUGUUGAAAACCCCAGGGAAAUGAGAGAGGGAAAUGGGGUGAUAGCAGAAGUAACGGUUGAAGGAGUAACACAGAAUGAAGUAAAGACGGCACUGAAGGAGAUGAAGGGGGGCACAGCUUUAGGACCAGACAACAUUCGUAUAGAAGCAUGGAUAAGCCUAGAAGAAGCAGGGGCUGGAUACCUGACAUCUCUAUUCACCAAAAUCCUUUCAGGAGAGAGAAUGCCAGGUGAAUGUAGAAAAAGCACACUGAUACCCAUUUACAAGAACAAAGGAGACGCGCAGGAUUGUGGUAAUUACCGGGGCAUCAAACUAAUGAGUCAUACAAUGAAGUUGUGGGAAACGGUGAUAAACACAAGGUUAAGGAGUUUCUGA
Penaeus indicus is the source of this 378-nucleotide messenger RNA. RefSeq lists its product as uncharacterized. The record is from RefSeq and is a predicted model, not a curated record. NCBI's taxonomy places the organism in Eukaryota, Metazoa, Arthropoda, Malacostraca, Decapoda, Penaeidae. Bases 1 to 378 code for a protein of 125 amino acids. The transcript has a single exon.